GAUUCUACAUUUGCCUUGUGGGAAACGGCCUUUUCCGGUGGCGAAUCCUAAUCGACCAUGAGUCUUGUAAUUCCAGAGAAGUUUCAGCAUAUUUUGCGUGUGCUAAACACCAACAUCGAUGGCAAGCGCAAGAUCAUGUUUGCCAUGACAGCCAUUAAGGGUAUUGGUCGUCGAUAUGCUAACCUUUGCUGUAAAAAGGCAGAUGUUGAUCUUAGCAAGAGAGCUGGAGAGUUAACCGAAGAUGAAGUGGACAAGCUAGUGACCAUCAUGCAGAACCCUCGCCAGUACAAGAUUCCAGACUGGUUCCUCAACAGACAAAGAGACAUUAAGGAUGGCAAAUUCAGUCAAGUGUUGGCUAACGCACUUGAUAACAAGCUCCGUGAGGAUCUUGAGAGACUUAAGAAGAUUAGAGCACACAGAGGCCUCCGACAUUAUUGGGGUUUGAGAGUGAGAGGUCAACAUACCAAGACAACAGGUAGACGAGGAAGAACUGUUGGUGUGUCCAAGAAGAAGUAGACCUUAACCAUUCACAAUCUACUGACAUGCUUGAUAAUAUUCAACUUGGGACUUUUUUGUAAGGUGUACAUCAAAACCUUGCCAAUAAUAAAUUCUGAAUUGCAGGGCAGGUGGUUUAUAUCUGUGAAAUGUAAAUUAUGAAUGGUUCUUUUUGAGGAAUCAAUAAACCACAAAAGUGAAA
Molecule: messenger RNA, 697 nt
Organism: Anneissia japonica
Lineage: Eukaryota; Metazoa; Echinodermata; Crinoidea; Comatulida; Comatulidae
Product: 40S ribosomal protein S18
Exons: 5
Coding region: 58-516 (152 amino acids)
Biological process (GO): translation
Cellular component (GO): cytosol; small ribosomal subunit; ribosome
Molecular function (GO): RNA binding; structural constituent of ribosome
Source: RefSeq, a predicted model, not a curated record